Terrapene triunguis (Three-toed box turtle) is the source of this 1617-nucleotide messenger RNA. It is a transcript of the gene CDCP2, whose product is annotated as CUB domain containing protein 2. The coding region runs from base 1 to 1617 and encodes 538 amino acids. Lineage: Eukaryota; Metazoa; Chordata; Testudines; Emydidae. The transcript has 6 exons. The record is from RefSeq and is a predicted model, not a curated record.
AUGCGGCAUAUUCACGUCGGGUGUCUUGUGGCAAUGACUUUCUUGUGGGUGGCAAACAGGAUGCAUGCUAAGGAAGGUGUCAAGUGUGGCGGAGUCCUCGCCGCACCAUAUGGCAACUUCUCCAGCCCUAAUUUCCCUGGACUCUACCCCUAUGACACCGAGUGCACUUGGCUCAUAGUGGUCACAGAAGGAUCCUCGGCCCUGUUGACCUUUGACCACUUUGACCUGGAAUAUCACGACAACUGUGAGUACGACUACCUCAAAAUCUACAACGGCUUCUCCGAGGACGAGGGGAAUCUCCUGGGAAAGUUCUGUGGCAAGAGCUCCCCUCCGCAGUUUACUUCUUCCUGGCAUGUCAUGUCCAUCAUCUUCCACUCAGAUAAGCACGUGGCCAGUCAAGGCUUUUCUGCAGCUUACCGGAAAGAUGUUUGUGGGGGAGUGCUCACUGGCCUUUCCGGCAUGAUAACAAGCCCUGAUUACCCUGAGAAUUACCCCAACAAUGCUGAAUGCCGCUGGAUCAUCCGGGCAGUGCCCAACUCCAUCAUCAAGCUGGUUUUUGCUGACUUUCAGAUGGAAAACAACGAGGGAUGCAAUUUUGAUUACGUGGCCGUCUAUGAUGGGCCCACGAUGGGGGACAUGCAUCUCAGCCACUACUGUGGGAAUAUGAAACCCCCUGAUAUCGUCUCUUCCACGCACGAGCUCCUGCUGGUGUUCAAGUCAGACUUCAAUAUAGGAGGUAGAGGCUUCAAGGCCUAUUUUUUCUCAGGCAAAUGCCAGGAAGUGUACACAGCCAUCAAAGGAAAUUUCUCCAGUCCUCAGUAUCCCAACUUUUACCCCAACAAUAUCAAAUGUCAUUGGACCAUCCAGCUCCCCCCAGGAUACCGAAUCAAAGUCUUCUUCCUGGACUUGGCUCUGGAGGGGCGGAACAGCCUAACAGAUGGCUGUGAUUACGACCAUCUGGCAGUGUUUGAUGGAGGCACUGAGAAAGCUUCCCUCCUGGGGAAGUGGUGUGGGAGAGAGAUGCUGUCUCCCAUAACAUCCACUAGAAACAAACUGCUGUUGGUCCUCCACACAGACAGGAACACGGCCAACAGGGGGUUCUCGGUAGCAUAUAUUGGAGUUGUUCCCGUGAACGUCAGCUGCACGCGAACAGAUUUCCAGAUCCAGAUUCCUGUGCAGUCUCUUGCCCAGCUGGAGAGAAAUAAGAUUUAUUUAGGGACCCCAUCCUGUCCUGCCCAAGUGGUUGGCCUGAACUUUAAAAUACACACCAGGUUCGACACCUGCGGUACUGAGUCCCAGAAAAGAAACCACACGUCUGUGAUUGUCAGUAUCCUGUAUAUCGACUUCUCGGCUGGGAACCAGGAGGACAUUCAUGAAUAUGAAGUGCAGUGCGAGCCUAAGAGGAAAGAAGCCUCAGUAAACCUUAUCUCGAGCUCUGACCCCUACCGGCUGACCCAGUAUGCGGAGAACCUGGUAGAGUCCCACGGGCAGGAUGCAGAAGCAGUGGAGGCCUAUGAGAGCAAGAGCCAGGACACUAGUGACAUUGUCUUCAUUAGCAUCUGUAUUCUUGCCGGUAUCCUCAUGGUGAUUGCUGUGGUGGGACUAGUGCUGCUAUAG